Molecule: messenger RNA, 858 nt
Organism: Arabidopsis lyrata subsp. lyrata
Lineage: Eukaryota; Viridiplantae; Streptophyta; Magnoliopsida; Brassicales; Brassicaceae
Product: pleckstrin homology domain-containing protein 1
Exons: 1
Coding region: 319-843 (174 amino acids)
Source: RefSeq, a predicted model, not a curated record
CGUGUUAUUAAAGUUGGAAUAAAAAUGUCUGGUUUAAUUUCAAUUGCCUUUUAAAAUCGUCGUGUUUUAAAACUUGGUAUAAUCAUACACCCACGUUAACAGACGUUAACUCUACUAACGGAAUGACUAACCGCGGUUAAAUCCUUAACCCAGGGUGUUUAAGUAUAUAUAUACAUUCUCUGUCCGAAAACUUACUACUAUAUUGUUGUAGCCAGAUGGUUAAAUGCGGGAAGACAUCCCAACUAAACCUGGGUUCGAAUCCCCAUUUUGACGUUUUUUUUUUUAGUUUGUUUUUCUCCAUCUUCUCCAUUAAAGCUGAUGAUCUCCUCCGGCGGUCAGAGCAACAAUUCCGACGACUACGGAGGCGUAGAGUUCUGGUCCAACCCAGAACGAACCGGAUGGCUCACGAAACAGGGAGAGUACAUCAAGACUUGGCGACGCCGCUGGUUCGUGCUCAAACAAGGGAAGCUCUUCUGGUUCAAAGACUUCGACGUCACGCGCGUCUCACGCCCUCGCGGUGUCGUCCCCGUCGCGUCGUGCUUAACCGCCAAAGGAGCGGAGGAUGUCCUCAACAAGCAAAACGCGUUCGAGCUAUCGACGAGAGAUGAGACUAUGUACUUCAUCGCUGAUUCGGAGAAGGAGAAAGAAGAUUGGAUCAAUUCCAUUGGACGGUCCAUCGUGCAGAACUCCAGAUCUGUUACCGAUUCUGAAUUGAUUCUCUUAAUCCCUAAUUUUGGUUUAAUGGGAACUUGUUUUGUUGAUUGGUGUGUGAAAUUUAAGAAUUUAUGUCGGAAUUGGCUUAUUACUGCAAAUUGGUUCAGUUCUUGUGAUGAGUUGGUUUGAUUUUUGUGUGUGUUU